UCUUACAGUCACUCAUCAGAUCCCAGUAGCCAUGAUGGUGGAGCAGAUCAAGAGCAAUUUUGCUUUUCAGGAAGGCUUGGCUGCUGCCGGAGAUGAACUAGUAGUAGUUGAUGUCUCAGCCACGGGGUGUAGACCUUGCAAAAUGAUCAAGACUUUCUUUCAUUCUUUCUUUUCAUUGGAAAAGUAGUCCAAUGUGGUGCUGUCCCUCGAAGUAGAUGUGGAUGACUGUCAGGACGUUGCUUCAGAGUGUGAAGUCAAAUGCAUGCCAAUCUACCAGUUUUUCAAAAAGGGACAAAAGGUGGGUGAGUUUUCUGGAGCUAAUAGGGAAAGGCUUGAAGCCACCAUUAAUAAUGAGUCUAAUCAUGUUUUUUUAUUAGCCACUGGCUACUUAAAACCUGUAAUUUUUUUAUUUACAUAAAGUAUGAAGUAU
Messenger RNA from Lemur catta (Ring-tailed lemur), 430 nucleotides. Its product is annotated as thioredoxin-like. The record is from RefSeq and is a predicted model, not a curated record. NCBI's taxonomy places the organism in Eukaryota, Metazoa, Chordata, Mammalia, Primates, Lemuridae.